AUGCUACAGGAGAAGCCGUCAAUAAGGAAAUAUUUUUUCCAAAAAAUCGAAAGAAUAGAGAAGAGAUUGGAAAGUGGUGAAGUCGAUGAGAGAGAUAUCGAAGAUAGUUUGCGGCAGUUGAAUGGAUUUUAUGACAAGUUGCUGGCAACGAAUGAAAUAGACGAGGAAGUCUUUGAACAAUACGAGGAGAUGACGGAAAGACUUAGUAUUCGACGGAAAGUCGUUGGAGAGCAAAAAAUGGAGAAAGCAGAGGGAAAAGAAAUCCGCUGCAACAUCAGGUUAAGCGAAGUGAGGAUACCCGAGUUCAGCGGCAAAAUUAAGGACUGGGAGUCAUUCCAUGACUUAUUUAAAAAUUUGAUGCAUAAUUCGCCUCAUUUUUCCGAAGUAGAGAAAUUAUACAGGCUGAAGGCAGCCAUUAAAGGAGACGCAGCUCAACUAAUUCAGCAUUUAAAAAUAACCGACUCCAAUUAUGAAGCUGCCUUUGAAUUAUUGAAGAAAAGGUACGAGAAUAGGAGAUUGAUGUUCACGAAUUUGUGUGAUAAGAUUCUGGACCAACCAGUAAUGAAUAGCGAUUCAGCGGCAAGUAUAAGACGCAUGCUUGACACUACCAAAAACUGUGUAAUGGCUUUGAGGGGCAUGAAUGUGUCUACAAAGGAUGCUGAACCAUUUAUUGCCAGAAUAAUUGUGAGAAAGUUUGAUAAGGAUGGGUUGCGGCUAUAUGAGCAACAUGUAAGGAAGCCGAGAGAAAUUCAAACUUUGGAUGAUGUCUUAGAAUUUUUGCAACAACAAUACCUUGCGUUGGAAGCGGCGGGAGAGCAGGAAGUGAACGUGAAGAGAAUUUAUGGAAACAAAAAUAAUAUGUCAACCAAAUUUUGCUACUUUUGUGAGAAAAGUGGGCACGGGGUGAUAGAAUGCAGGAAGAUGUUGGCAAUGACACCGGCAGAGAGAAAGCCUGCGGUAGCUGCGAAAAAAAUUUGUUUCGUUUGUCUUUUACACAGGACAGACAGAAAAUGCAAUAGUGUUGUGCGCUGCAACAAAUGUGGAGGUAAUCACCAUCAUUAUCUUCACAAUGGUGACCAAAGAAGCGUUAAUCAGCAAGUUAAUCCCACAUCAUCUAUGGUAAUUGAGAGAAAACAACAACAAGUUUUAUUGGCAACAGCAUUGGUAAAAGUACGGGCAGCGACGGGAGAAUUUGAGUUGCUACGGGCAAUGAUAGAUCAAGGGUCACAGAUAACAUCAAUUUCGGAAGAAGCUUCGCAGAUUUUGGGAUUGCCAAGGAUAAAAGAAAAAACGGAAAUACACGGCUUGGGUGGUACUUUGGUUGGUGUGUCGAAGUACAAAGUGGACUUAGUUAUAAAGCCAAGAUUUCUUAGCAAACAUGUAUUCAAUUCACAGGCGAUGGUACUACCUACGAUAAUGAGCCAGCAGCCAGGUAAAUCCUUCGACAUAGAUAUGAAGCAAUGGCGAAACUGUAUGUUGGCUGAUCCAUUCUUCAAUAAAUCCGAUCGCAUUGAUCUAAUAAUCGGUGGAGACAUUUACGCCGACAUAAUGGAAAAAGGGCAGAAGAGAGUAAGCGGUCCGUUCUCACAACAAACGAAACUUGGUUGGAUAGUAUCUGGAGCUCUAUCCAAUGGAAUAAGCAAAGUGGAAAAAGUGCUGGUGGCUGCGACGAACCUUGAACGUUUUUGGGAAGUAGAGGAAGUGGAAGCAGAAGAUCAGUGUACAAAUGAUGACCAGUGGUGCAUGCAGAAUUUUGAAAAAUCGACCGUUAUUCGAGAUGAUGGUCGAUUGAUGGUGUCAUUACCUUUUAAGGCUGAUAUGGAACUAGGCGAAUCCAAACCGCAAGCAAUGGCCAGGUUUUUGAAUGGUGAAAAGAAGUUGGAGAAAUAUCCAUCACUAAAAGCUGAAUAUAUAACCUUCAUGGGAGAGUAUCGGGAACUGGGUCAUAUGGUGCAAGUACCGAUGGAGAUGAAAGGAAAAUAUUACUUACCGCAUCAAGCAGUGAUCAGAGAAGAUAGCCGAACAACGAAAGUGCGAGUGGUGUUUGAUGCAUCAGCGAAAACAUCGAAUCAAAGAAGUUUGAAUGACAUAAUGCACACUGGACCUAAACUUCAACGCGAUAUAUUUGAUAUAAUGUUGAAAUGGCGUUUAUGGAAGUAUGUAUUGACAGGAGACGUGGAAAAGAUGUAUCGGCAGAUUGUAGUGAGGCCAGAAGAUCAAGAAUAUCAAUACAUACUUUGGAGAGAGAACAGAGCGGAACCAAUAAAGCAAUAUCGUUUAACAACAGUAACAUAUGACACAUCAGCGGCGCCGUUUCUGGCAGUAAGGUCACUAUUCAUGAUAGGUGAUUACUGCAAAGAGGAGAUGGUGAAAAAUAUUAUAAAAGAAGAUUUUUAUAUGGAUGACCUCAUGACUGGAGCUGAUACUGUAAAGGGAAGUCAACAUAUUCUGCAAUCAGUGGCACAGCAGCUGCAGAAGUUUAAUUUUCAUUUGAGAAAAUGGAUUUCAAAUGACCCUAAAAUUACGGAAAUUGUAGAAAAUCGAGGACGCAAUGAAGUUAUAUCGAUUAAAGACGACGAGUCCAUAAAAACCUUGGGUGUUGGGUGGGAUCCCAAUAUGGACCACUUUCGAUUCAACGUCAGCUUUAGUCAUCCUUCACAAAUGACAAAGAGAAAAGUACUGUCAUUGGUAGCUAGAAUUUUCGACCCAUUGGGAUGGUUAUCACCAAUAACGGUGGUAGCAAAAUUGAUCGUUCAGAAGCUGUGGCUGUUAAAUAUAGAUUGGGAUGAGACGAUACCCGAGGAAAUUUUGACGCAAUGGCUAGAAUUCGCAAAUCAUUUGGAUUCUCUUCAUAAAAUAAAAAUCCCUAGAUGGCUGGGUACAUCGACAACUACAAAGUUCGAGCUUCAUGGCUUUUCAGACGUGUCCGAGAAAGCAUAUUCCGCAGUAAUAUUCAUUAAAUGUGAAAUGAGGGUGACUUUACUAACUGCCAAAAGUAAGGUCAACCCAAUCAAAAAUAAAAAGACGCUGCCAAAAUUGGAGCUGUGUGGUGCACAUCUGUUGGCGAGAUUGUUGAAUAGGGCAGAGAAAAUCAUAGGAAGAGAGACGAACGUGUUUGCAUGGACUGAUUCAACAAUCAUACUGGGGUGGAUCCAAAAUAAUCGUAGCAAGGACAAAUUCAUUAAGAAUAAGGUGCAGGAUAUAAAUGUGCUUGUACCAACAGCAACAUGGAGAUAUGUUGGCACAAAGGAAAAUCCAGCAGAUAUUGCAUCAAGAGGUAUUCAACCACAUCGGCUAAUGGACUAUAAGCUAUGGUGGAAUGGUCCUGAAUGGUUGCGGGAGCCUUCAAGUCAUUGGCCUGAACUACCACAGAGGACUGCAGUGAUAGCAUCGACGAUGGUAACAACAGAAGUAAAUUUUUUGGAUGAUAUAAUGACGAGAUACUCCAGGUUUUCUAAAAUGCGGCGUGUAGUGGCAUACGUCAUUCGAUUUAUUGAGAGGACAAGGAAUAAAAUCAAAAUUUCUGGUGGUUUAGCUGUCCAUGAACUUAUAGAAGCUGAAGAACAUAUACUAUCACGUCAUCAGCAAGUUAUGUUUUCUAAAGAAAUUAUAUCUUUAAAAAGAGGAUCUUUAAUUGAUCGAGGCAGCCGUAUAGUGGGACUACAUCCUUUCUUAGACAGAAGAGGCAUACUUCGAGUUGGUGGUCGACUGCAAAAUGCAAAUAUGUCCUUCAAUCAAAAACAUCCAAUUGUAUUGAAUAAAUCGAAUCUGACAGCCGCAAUAGUGCGAUCGUUUCAUCUGGCAACUUUACAUGGAGGAAACAGAUUGACUGAAACAUCCACAAAACGCAAAUAUUGGAUUAUUGGCUUGAAAGCAGCGAUAAAAAAGUGUAUACGAUCGUGUCCAAGAUGUAUACGGUACAAACAAGAGACAGCGAAGCAGAUAAUGGGUAACUUGCCAGAUUCGAGGGUUACAGCGAUGCAACCUUUCUUAUAUACAGGAGUGGACUACGCUGGACCUAUAUGGAUGAAGUGCUCCAGAAACAGAGGACAAAAGUGUUUUAAAGGAUACAUUGCUAUAUUUGUCUGCAUGUCAACAAAAGCAAUUCAUCUGGAAGCUGUGAGCGAUUUGUCCACAUCAGCAUUUUUGGCAGCCUUGAAACGGUUCUUUUCCAGAAGAGGAAAGAGUGCUAAAAUGUACAGCGACAAUGGGACAAAUUUUGUUGGAGCGAAAAAUAGACUUGAUGCGGACUACAAAGCUGUUAUUCAAAGAAAUCGAGACGUGAUGCCAGUGCUGGCGGAGGAAGGUGUGGAGUGGCAUUUUAUCCCCCCGGCAGCCCCUCAUCAAGGAGGGAUUUGGGAGUCUGGCGUGAAAUCUGUGAAGCAUCAUCUGAGACGUGUUAUUGGCGAGACCAGAUUAAGUUACGAGGAAAUGGCCACAUUGCUGUGCCAAAUCGAAGCGGUUUUAAACUCAAGGCCAUUGGUGUAUAUGGAUAAUGAAGAAGUGGAAUCUCUUGAUUUUUUGUCACCGAGUCAUUUUCUGAUUGGGAGGCAGACGACGGAUGUACCGGAGUAUGUCAACGAAGUGGUAGGAUCUCUCAACAAGUGGAAGUUGAUACAGAAGAUGAGAAGAGAUUUCUGGAAUCGAUGGAAAGAGGAAUAUCUUUCAACGUUGCAGCAGCGAAGAAGGUGGAACCGGCCAGAGGUGAAUUUGGCGAAUGGAGAUGUAGUCAUCAUUAAAAACGAAUUGACACAUCCAGCGAAAUGGCCUAUGGGACGAAUCAUUGAGACUCAUCCGGGCAAGGAUGGGAGAGUUCGAGUUGUGUCAUUGAAGUUGCAAGAUUGCAUAUUAAAACGCCCUGUCCAGAAACUCUGUCCAUUAAUAAGAGCUUCGGAUGAAGAGGUGGAAGAAGUGUCGCCACAAACAACAAAAGCAGGAUUGAGGAAUACGCAGUCGGCAAACAAGCAUGUUUUUAGUGUAUUAGUAAUGCUGCUACUUGCUGCCACAAGUCAGAUUGGAGCAGUGGCUACAACUGGAGGUUCAAUCUCUGAGAUAAGCAAUUCUACUGCAAUUUACCUGGAUCACUUGGGAACUGUGGAUGUAGUAGCGUCUUCAUGGAAUCUGCUAAUCUAUUUCAAGCUUGAUCCGUUCUUUGAGGUAAUUAGCAAAUCCGAACGAUUGCUGGUGAAUAUGAGAAAUACAUGUGGAAAAUUGAUGACCUUUGAAGACCACUGUGGUCAUGUACUGGACGAGAUGGAGCAGAUAGUGAAGGAGAUGAUAUACACUAAUCGAUAUUUGUUUCAUGAUGAUGUGGCUAGAUCCAAGAGAGCACCCUUAGAGUUUAUUGGCUCGCUACAGCACAUCCUCUUUGGCACGAUGGAUGCUGAUGACAGGAAAGUUGUAGAAGAAAACAUGAGGAAACUAUUGGGAAAUCAGCAUGACCUGAAAUACCUUGUGCAAAAACAGACGUCUAUUCUGGAAUCGUCAGUGAAUGUCAUUCGCAAAACGACGGAAGAAGUAAACAGCAACUUCAAAAGUAUAACAGAACGGGUGAACAACAUGACGGAAGCGAUGAAGGAGGUAUAUUUGGUGUACCGCGAGUCCAUCAAAUUUUUCAUGGUGACGAAAGAAUUGCACAUAAUCAUAAGUGAGAACCAGAGGGUCCAAGCGAAGAUAAUCGAAUUGCUGAUAGAUAUAAAUCAUGGUAAAUUAAAUCCCUCAUUGCUCACGCCAAUUCAGCUCCAGAAUGAAAUACACCAGAUGCUGGAGAAUAUACCUGAAAGCCUUAAACUGCCGGGAAAGAAGCAUAAUCAGCUAAGCACCAUAUAUAAGCUAAUGAAGGCGAAAGCGUUUAUAAUAGACAAUCAAUUGGUGAUAUCUGCAGAAAUACCAUUAUUCAACGAUCAUGUCUCCCAAAUACACAGGGUAAUACCUGUGCCUGUUGUAUAUAAUGGCAUGAAACAGAUAGUCGUUGCAAGAGAGCAGUUCAUUUUAUAUAAUUUUAAUAUGGAUGCCUAUCAUUUGAUGUCCGAGUUGGAGUUAAGCAGUUGUCAGAAAAUGUCUGAGGAAGAAUACGUUUGUGAUGGUGGAUGGCCCUGGAUAGAUGCGAAUGAUAAUUCUUGCGAAAUUUCAUCAGUGAAACCUCUUGCGCGUCAUCAGUGCCAAUUUGCGCCUACGAGUAUUGAAAUUUUCUGGGUGCAAUUACAUCAACGAAACCAUUGGUUGUUCAAGAUGUUCAACGAGACAACCGCUCACGUGCAGUGUAAACCAGACGCUCAGAGGCUGCUGAAGAUGCCAUUGCAGGGUAUCAUGAAGGUGGACCCCGGAUGUGUUCUUCGAAUGAAGGGUGGAGUGAUACAUGCUCCAAUUCAAUUCACAUCAGAAAAUAAUAUGGAGAUGAAGUUGAGCUUGUAUACCGAUGUGGAGAGUAUGACCAGAUGGAAUAUGAGCGCAUUGGGGCCAAUGACCAUUGACCACGGAAAAGAGAUUGAGCUUUUGAAGAACCAGAUCAAGGAACUAAAAAAGGAGAAGUUGCUUAUAAGAGGACUAAACUUUCAUCAUGUCAGCGGUCAUUUAUCACUAUGUAUAAUAUUGACUAUUUUGAUUAUAUGUAGUACUAUUUACUUAUAUUUGAAAUGUAAAUGUAAGCGCAAGCAAAAUAUCGUUAAGAUAGAUUUCACUCCUCAUCAACCAACAGAAAUGGUAUAA
This is a messenger RNA of Stomoxys calcitrans (stable fly), 6708 nucleotides long. RefSeq lists its product as uncharacterized. The transcript has a single exon. Bases 1 to 6708 code for a protein of 2235 amino acids. Gene Ontology annotation, molecular function: nucleic acid binding. Gene Ontology annotation, biological process: DNA integration. Lineage: Eukaryota; Metazoa; Arthropoda; Insecta; Diptera; Muscidae. The record is from RefSeq and is a predicted model, not a curated record.